Maudiozyma barnettii is the source of this 6147-nucleotide messenger RNA. It is a transcript of the gene CCH1, whose product is annotated as Cch1p. Lineage: Eukaryota; Fungi; Ascomycota; Saccharomycetes; Saccharomycetales; Saccharomycetaceae. The coding region runs from base 1 to 6147 and encodes 2048 amino acids. Gene Ontology annotation, cellular component: voltage-gated calcium channel complex; membrane. Gene Ontology annotation, molecular function: high voltage-gated calcium channel activity. Gene Ontology annotation, biological process: calcium ion import across plasma membrane. The transcript has a single exon. The record is from RefSeq and is a predicted model, not a curated record.
AUGAAGAAUAUUAAAAGACAAUUAACAGGACCAUUUGAGCCCAUAACAAGUCACUCAAGUGGCGAAGAAAUAGAUGAUUUACAUACCAUUGAUAAUAAUGUGCAAACAGGUAAUAAUAUUCCCACUAUUAUCCCUCCUGCAUUAAAUAUUGUACCUCCACCAAAGGACCUCGAUAGCGUUGAUGAUAGGUCCGAAUCUUCUGAGACACAUGAUGAACCUAUUAAGAAAAAUGAAUCAAGAAUGGCAAAUCUAUUUAAAAGAGGACAGCCGAACAAUUCGCCUGGUAGAAGGCGACCAAGACUAUUUUUAAGAACCACAUCGUUCAGUGGAAGUGAUGACAAUAGGGAUGAAAACAUCUCAUCGACAUCAGGACAUUCACCUUUAACAAAUUUUACGGCAGCUUUACGAGAUACUAGAUUACGUAGCAAGAGUGCAGGAACACGACGCUCCUCUAGUUCAGUAAGCAGAGGAAGUAGGGCACCCCGGUCAGCAAAAGUUUUAUCAUUCGUUGCUGCGGAUGAUAUGGAUGACUUUCAAGAUCUACAGAAAGAUUUUAAUUUUAAACAUACUGACAAAUCCUUUGGUUGGUUACCUCAAUUGAAUACAGAUGAUACUGGCGAUGAAAGCAGCAAUGGCUCUCAGAGUGGGUACGAAGAUGAAGAUGAAGAGGAAAUUAGAUCUCGAUUAGCCCCCCUAACACCACCAAGAAGGACAUCAUCUAAUGAAAAUAUUUCGAAUGAAACACCAGGUACAACAUAUCUUGGAAUAUUCAAGAAAUCGCCAGCUAAAGUGCCAACUACUCCAAGAAGAUUAUCAUUUAGUGAGUCUUCUAAGUUUCAUGUUAGUCACGAGGAAUUAGCCGAUACUGCUAGUAAGAGCUUAGAUAAAGAGGAUGGCUUAGCAAUUUCUACAUACUCUAUCGAAUUGCCUGAUUUUGACCAGCCACCAGGGAAGCCAUUUGUGAAGCCCUUAAAAUUAUACGGUAAUUCUUUAUGCCUAAUCAGUCCGACCAACUUCAUUAGGGUUAAAUUGGCAUCUAUCCAUAUGAGUAAUCAUUACCGUUUUGCAUAUUUAGUAAUUUUAACAGCAUUUACUGUAUUAUUGGCCAUUAGGACAUAUCAUCCCAGAACAUAUUCAUUUCUUUACAGUUUUAAGAACUGGGCAGAUUAUAUUAACUUUUUUAUUUACAUUUAUUUUACAGUAAAUGAUGUCACCAAGAUCAUUGCAUUUGGUUUUUGGGAUGAUUCUCAAAUGUUUCAGGUAUAUGGGAAAGAAUAUAGAUCAAUACUUGAAAGGAUUGGUGUCCUUAGACUUUACAGGACGUUAAGUAAAAAAUAUGGGUACAAAUUGAUCGAUUAUAUAAUGCCACAACGAAUUAUUGAUGAAGAUAGAUUAAGAUUGAAAAGACAAGAAUUGAAUAGUUCAAUUACGAAACAAAAACGUCAAAAGCAGAAAAAAAUAUAUUUUGAUACACCUAGGGCAUAUACUCGUUCAUCCUGGAAUCGUGUUGAUCUGGUAUCGACGUGUUGCUUCUGGAUAGGUUUAUUUCUCUCCAUCAGAAGUUAUGAUGAAAGAAUGGGUAUUAAAGUGUUUAAACCAUUAGCUGUAAUAAGGAUAUUGAGGCUAGUUCAUACAGAUACUGGUAUAUCCUCAAUUUUGAGAGCUCUAAAAUAUGGUAUUCCGCAGUUAGUGAGUGUUGGUUUUAUGCUGGUGUAUUUUUGGGUCUUCUUUGGUAUUCUUGGUGUGCAAUUAUUUCAAGGGUCGUUAAGAAGACAAUGUGUUUGGUUUAACCCUGAUGACCCAUCUGAUACGUAUCAAUAUAGUAUGCAAUUUUGUGGUGGAUAUCUAGACCCUAAUACAAAUGAGCCAACCCCCUAUAUAUAUUCCAACGGUCUAUCGGCCCAGAUUAGUAAGGGAUUCUUAUGUCCUGUCAAUUCUAGAUGUAUUUCAAAUGCCAACCCAUAUAAUGGUAGAGUCAGCUUUGAUAAUAUUGUUAAUUCUAUGGAAAUAGUUUUUGUUGUAAUGAGUGCAAACACUUUCACAGAUAUAAUGUACUAUCUCAUGGAUUCAGAUGACAUGGCUGCUUGUUUAUUCUUUGUUUUAGCUAUUUUCGUCUUAACUAUUUGGAUGAUGAAUUUAUUAAUUGCCGUUUUAGUCUCAUCUUUCGAAAUUGCUAAUGAGAAGUUUAAAAAAAAGAAACUAGAAAAGCAUUCUAAUGAAAGUUGGCCAGUUCGUUUCACAGCCGGUUAUUGGAGGUUUUUCCAAGUAAAGGCUUCACAGACAGAUCUACCCGACUGGUCAAUGCGGUGUCUUAGGGUAUAUGGUAUAAUUGAACCAGUAUUUCUCAGUUUAAUCAUGGUUGAUUUGGUGUUCCGAUCAUGUGUCAAUUCUAAUAGUUCUUCUGAUUUUAUCGAUUUGAUUUUGAAAGUUGAUAGGGCUAUUUCUAUAGUUCUUUUUAUCGAGACUGUAGGAAGAUUGAUUCUUUAUUCACCAAAUUUUUGGAAGUUUCUGGUUCGUGGAGAUUUUUUGUUUGACAGUAUCAUUGCAGUUGCCUCUUUAGUUGUAAGCAGUUUAGGGGUUUCGCAUAAGAUAGGGCAUACCUACUAUUGGUUAUCUGUUUUCCAAAUUAGUAGAUUUUACCGAGUUGUUAUUGCAAUACCAUUUACCAAGCAGUUAUGGAAAUUAGUCUUAAGUAACGGUUUGAUGAUAUGGAAUUUGUCUGCCUUUUACUUUUUCUUUACUUUUCUUGUGGCUAUUAUCUCAUCUGUGUAUAUGGAGGGAAUCAUUCCAAUGGAAGAAAUGGAGGAAUACGCCUUCGGUAUGUAUUCCUUACCCAAUUCAUUCCUGUCUCUGUUUAUUAUUGGUUCCACCGAAAAUUGGACAGAAAUUCUUUAUGCAGUUCAACAAUAUGCUCCAAAUAUAUCGACUGCUUUCUUCUGCUCUGUUUUAUUAAUUAUAUGGUUUAUUCUUUCCAAUUCUGUGAUAUUGAAUAUUUUCAUUGCCUUAAUUUCUGAAAGUAUGGACGUUGAUGAAAAUGAAAAGAGACCUCUUCAAAUAAAACAUUAUUUACAAUAUGUUUACCCUCAAAAGAUCCAAGAAUAUACUCAUGCAAGUUUUCUACAAAGGUUCAGGAGGAAGUUUUUCAAAAAGAGUUUUAAGGACGACUCAAGAGAUUUCAAGCAAUUCUUAAUUAGAGGAACUGCAAUUAUGAAUAUUGCUCAUAAUAUGGAAGAUUUAGCAAAGGAAUUUAAAGACAAAAGCCAAAGAAAUGAGUAUAGGAUAACAAAUUGGGCCUAUAGGCUUGCUGAUAGAUUAGCUUCUAAAAUCAAUGUUACAAUAUAUGCCAAUAAUCCAUUUUAUAAACAUCCUGAGGUUCUAUUUACAGAAACAAAUGAGAGAAGUAAUAAGAGUUACGUUCUACAGCUGAAUGAGUACGAAGAUGAAAAGUUUAGCUUUCUAAGAAAAAAUCCUUUGUUUAACUACUCCUAUUUUAUUUUUCCACCUAGACAUAGGUUUCGUCGUUUUUGUCAGAGGCUUGUACCCCCAAGUAUUGGUAAACGAACAGAUGGUAUUCGUUUUUAUGAAGAUGAUACAGAUUUGUACAGUAAGAGGCGUUAUUUUCGUAGAUGGGAAAGAGAUAUUUUUGUAUUAAUUUAUGCAUUAGCGACACUCCUUCUAAUAGUUACAUCAUGCUAUGUGACACCAUUAUACAGAAUGAAGCAUAACAUCCAAACAUAUGAUUGGCCACUAUUUUUAGAUUCAUCUUUGGUAUCUGUAUUCACAGUUGAAUUUAUCGUAAAGACCAUUGCUGAUGGAUUUGUUUACUCUCCCAAUGCAUAUGUUCGUAAUCCUUGGAAUAUAAUUGAUUUUGUUGUUUUGAUUUCGAUGUGGAUUUAUUUUAUUGUGUUUCUAAAAAAUGAUGGUAAUUUAUCUAGACUGUUCAGGGGUUUGUCAGCUUUGAGGGCACUGAGAUGUCUGACUAUUAGCAAUACUGCCAGACAAACUUUUAACCUGAUUAUGUUCGAUGGUAUGAAAAGAAUUGGAGGUGCCGCUCUUAUAUGUUUAAGUCUGUUAUUUCCAUUUACUGUGUGGGGUUUAGGUGUUUUUAAUGGUCGGUUAGGGGUAUGUAAUGAUGGAAAUUAUGGUAUGGAAAUGUGUUUUAACGAAUAUACUAAUAAUGUUUUUCAGUUUGAUGUUAUGAUGCCAAGAGUGUAUAGUAACCCAUACUUAUAUUUCGAUUCAUUUGCAUCAUCAUUUCGUUCCUUAUAUGAAAUCAUUUCUCUCGAAGGCUGGGUGGAUUUGCUACAGAAUUUAAUGAACAGUACAGGGGUGGGGACAAUUCCAUCUUUACUGGGUAAUUCAAAUAACGCUGUAUUUUUGGUUUUAUUCAAUUUUUUGAGUAUGGUUUUCAUAUUGAAUCUUUUUGUAUCCUUCAUCAUUAAUAAUCAUGCUAAAACUAACGGUAGUGCAUAUUACACAAUUGAAGAAAAAUCAUGGCUAGAAUCAAAGAAACUUCUAACCCAGGCAACCCCUAGGGUGAUUCCAAAUUUAUUAGAAAUGUCACGUUUUAGGAGAUUUUGCUACUUUUUGGCAGUUGAGAAAAAAUAUUUCUACUACGCAUCCUUUCUACAAGUGGUUCUUUAUCUUCAUAUUAUAAUGUUGUUGGCUAUUUCUUACUUUGACAAAUAUUAUAAUGAGACAAGAUAUAAUGACGCCUAUUUUAUGUUUUCUUUGACGGUAUUUCUUUUCCAAGAGCUUGUUUACGUAAUUGGUGAAGGUUUGGGACUUUACAUUUCCCAAUUUUGGAAUGUUGUAAGGUUUUGUGUCGUUGCAAUUUCUUUCAUUUUGUCAAUUAUUGGGCUACAGUUGCCACAUUCUUAUGUUUGGUUUCAUAACUUUGACGAUUUUUUUCAUUUGGUGAUAUUUUUAUUUGUUAUUCCACAGAACAAUACACUAAGUGAAUUGUUGGAAACUGCAAUGGCGAGUUUACCACCAAUUCUCUCAUUGACAUACACAUGGGGUAUCCUGUUUUUAGUUUAUGGUAUGGCCUUGAAUCAAAUAUUUGGUAUGACGAGACUCGGGGCUAAUACAACUGGUAAUAUAAACUUUAGAACUGUUAUUAAGGCAUUUAUCGUUCUAUUUAGAUGUAGUUUUGGAGAAGGAUGGAAUUAUAUAAUGGAUGAUCUGACCAUUGCUGCUCCAUACUGUUUCAGUGACUCCGUCAGAUCUACUACAGAUUGUGGUUCAACAGUUUAUGCCUAUAUUCUUUUAAUGUCGUGGAAUAUCUUAUCCAUGUAUAUUUUCCUGAAUAUGUUUAUCUCUCUAAUUAUAACUAAUUUUAGUUAUGUUUACAGACGAGGAAGUUCCCAUUCUGUAAUUAAUAGAGGUGAAAUUAGGAAAUUUUCUGAUGCUUGGGCAAACUUGGAUACUGAUGGGGUCGGGGAACUUGAAUUCUCGUAUUUGCCUAAAUUGAUGCAUUCUUUUGACGGCACAUUUUCAUUCAAAAUUUGGGAGGGGAGCCUUACAAUUAGAAACCUAGUUGAUAAUUAUAUGACUGUAAAUCCCCAUGAUCCAUAUGAUGUAGAAGUUAAUUUGGUUGAUUUAAAUAAUGAAUUAAGCAAGAUUGAUAAAGUGAGAAUUAUUGCAAGAAGGUUAAAAUAUAGGAGAUUCAUUCAGGAAGUCCAUUAUACUAACGCCCAUAGAGGAGCUAUAAAAUUUGGUAAACUUUUGCAAUCAAUCCCACUAUAUACGGUUUACAACCCGAGGGAAUGUCUAGGUAUUGAUGAAUAUGUGAGAUACUUAUAUAACAUGGGUAAAGUAGAUAAAUAUCUAGACAAUGAGAGAAAUGUGGAUGUUUUAGAUAUGGUUGUAACGAGAUGGAAGUACAUCACGAAACGAAAACAAGAAGAUAAUCCAUUUAAAAUUAUUGAUGAUAAAGAAUCGGAACAAGAAUUACUUGUGAAGGAGAACUCUGAGUCAAUGCCACUACGAACUCCACACUUGAAUUUUGGGGUUGAUAAUUUUCUUUGGUCUCCAAAACUGGAAUCGGUUUCUCAAAAUACGCAUUCAAAAAAUACUGAAGAAGAGCGAGCAUCACAAAAUGUGUCAUCCAAGAGUGGUAAGUUACCACAUAGAACUAUUUUAUAG